ACACACAUGCUUCCAUCUGCAAGCUUCGUUUAUCAAAACUGAGAGAGAGAGAGAGAAUGGCGCUCGAAAAACCAGCAGCAGAACCAAAGCCAACGGCGCAAGUCGUUAGCUACGAGGACGAUGAAGAAGCAAAAGCCGGGGUGGACAUAUGGAAGUACGUCUUCGGCUUCACUGAGAUGGCGGUGGUGAAGUGUGCCAUCGAUCUCGGCAUUGCCGAUGCCAUGGCGAGCCACCCGGAGCCCUCCAUCUCUCUCUCCCAGCUCUCCUCCGAGCUCGGCUGCUGCCCCUCCUCCCUCCGUCGCAUCCUCCGCUUCCUCGUCCACCGCAAGAUCUUCAGGCACCACGCCGACGCUGACGCCUACUCACAGACCCCGCUCUCUCGCCGUCUCCUGACCAGAGGAGAGAACUCGAUGGCCGCUUUCAUUCUGCUCGAGAGCACUCCCGUGAUGCUCGCCCCGUGGCUCAACCUGAGCUCUCACGUGGCUGGGGCAUCCGCCGGAGCUCCUCCGCCCUUCGUGACGGCGCACGGCGACGACGUCUGGGCAUACUCGGUGGCAAAUCCCGGGCACAGCAGGCUCAUCGACGAUGCCAUGGCGUGCCACGCGAGAGCGGCGGUGCCAGCGCUCGCCGAGGAUUGCCCGGAGGUGUUCGAGGGGGUCCUAACCGUGGUGGACGUCGGAGGAGGGAACGGGACUGCCCUGAGGUUGCUGAGGAAGGCAUUUCCGUGGAUCAGAGGGAUUAAUUUCGACCUGCCGCACGUCGUCGCCGGGGCGCUGCCGCCGUGCGAGGGGGUGGUGGACGUCGGAGGAGAUAUGUUCCAGGGCGUUCCAAAGGCUGAUGCUGCUUUCCUCAUGUGGGUUCUCCACGACUGGUCGGACAGCGAGUGCGUUCAAAUCCUGAAGAACUGCAGAGAAGCCAUCUCGGAGAGCAAAUCGGGGAAGGUGAUAAUCGCCGAAGCCGUGAUCGGCGAAGAGGAAGACGGCAAGUUGACCGGUGCGAGGCUGGCCCUCGACAUGGUGAUGAUGGCUCACACUAGCGGGGGCAAAGAGAGGACCGAGAAGGACUGGGCUCACGUGCUUCGCGAUGCCGGGUUCGCUAAGUACACUAUCAAGCCCGUCCGCGCCAUUCAAUCCAUUAUCGAGGCGUUUCCUUGAAAAUAUAAUCUGCAGAAAUAAAUCGGUUGUGUUAUUGUUUAUCGUACUUGGGUGUUAUUUGUAUCCUUAAUAAGCCUGUUAACUUUGGAUUCUCCAAAUGAUCUUCGUAGUUAUCCUUUUU
Molecule: messenger RNA, 1275 nt
Organism: Syzygium oleosum
Lineage: Eukaryota; Viridiplantae; Streptophyta; Magnoliopsida; Myrtales; Myrtaceae
Product: acetylserotonin O-methyltransferase-like
Exons: 2
Coding region: 57-1154 (365 amino acids)
Biological process (GO): methylation
Molecular function (GO): S-adenosylmethionine-dependent methyltransferase activity; protein dimerization activity; O-methyltransferase activity
Source: RefSeq, a predicted model, not a curated record